Molecule: messenger RNA, 5302 nt
Organism: Pangasianodon hypophthalmus (striped catfish)
Lineage: Eukaryota; Metazoa; Chordata; Actinopteri; Siluriformes; Pangasiidae
Gene: ttyh3a
Product: tweety family member 3a
Exons: 14
Coding region: 845-2422 (525 amino acids)
Cellular component (GO): plasma membrane
Molecular function (GO): volume-sensitive chloride channel activity; intracellularly calcium-gated chloride channel activity
Source: RefSeq, a predicted model, not a curated record
CACCACUGGAGGUCGCUGCACUCAACAAAGACACACCAGCUGCUCAUUCCGGUUCGUCCUCGGUGGGGGGAGUCCGCAGUGCUCAGGCUUCGGCGGCAGCAGUCGGAGUCGUUCACGGUGGAGAAAUGAUCAUCAGCACGGCGUUUUGGAUGAAGCGAUAAAACGCGAAGGACAGCUCCAUACACGCGACGGCUCGCGCGCGCCAGAACAAAACAAAACAAAACAGAACAAAACGAAACGAGCGGACCUGCACGCGCUGGACGGAUCAGACUCGGUUUCGGCACGCGGGAGGAAACAGCGACUGGAUCAGACUACAACACCAUCAUCCAAUGCUCCUUUUUUAUUAACUAGCUAAUGAUUAACGCGAGUGUCAAUAAGGGAUUGUUUUCUGCUUGCAUGCUGAGGUCACACUGCUGAUUUCUGGCUCUAACUCUCAUAACAACAACAACAACAAUAAUAAUAACAAUAACAAUAAUAACAAUAAUAAAAGGAGGCUGUGGUUUGGUUAGCAUAGCUACUAGCUGCAGGCUGGAAAUCUAGUGCAUAUACAGAGGAAGUGAUCCAGUGGAAUCUACUAAGAUGAUCUGCUCAUAGCAUUAAAAACCAAGCAAAACAACAAACAAACAAACAAACAAACAAACGCCGGAUGAAAAAAGGGACAAUAAGAGGAUCUGGAUUUCUCCACCAAUGACCCUGGAGAACACCUGGCGCGUGCCAACUGUGUGCAGUUUGCAGCCAUUGUUCCAUCCAGACUCAAAUCCUGUACAUUGCUAAUAAAAAAUAUAUAGAUUUUUUUUUUCUUAUAUCUGCUUAACAUUGCGUCUGGGUUUGUGUUUAACUGAAAAUGGCCGCCGUUGUGAAUUACUCGCCCCCUUGGUGGGUUAACCUGCUGCACCGUCUUCCUCACUUCAACCUGCGCUUCGAGCAGAUCAGCAGCGACUUUCAGCCAGAGGACUCCUCAUACCAGCAGUCCAUUCUGCUGUUGGGAGCGGUGGCUCUAGCCUGCCUGGCCCUGGACCUCCUCUUCCUCCUCUUCUACUCAUUCUGGCUCUGCUGCCGCCGCAAGAAGAGCAGCGAGCAGCCCAACGCCGACUGCUGCUGCACGGCCUGGUGCGUCAUCAUCGCCACCCUCGUGUGCAGCGCUGGCAUUGCCGUUGGUUUCUAUGGGAAUGGAGAGACCUGCGAUGGAGUCAACCGGCUCACCUACUCGCUGCGCCAUGCCAACCGUACUAUUGCCGGCGUACAGAAACUGGUAUCAGACAGCGCCACCUCCCUGAAUCUGACCGUCGAUGAGAAUUUGCAGCAUUUGGAGAGCCAGUACAUGAAGCACACUGAUUACCUGUCGAUUGUGCAGAAGCUGCAGGGCCAGCUGGACGAACUGCUCAAACAGAUGGUGGAGAUCCCUUUCUGGAGCAAUCCCAACAUCUCCCUUGAGGUGCUGGCUGUCAGGAUCGAACUCUAUGACUGGUACAGGUGGCUGGGCUAUCUGGGUCUGCUGUUGUUCGAUGUGCUCAUCUGCCUGCUGGUGCUCUUCGGCCUUAUUCGCAACUCUAAAGGAACUCUGAUUGGGGUCUGUUUACUGGGCGUGUUGGCACUGGUAAUCAGCUGGGGAUCGCUGGGUUUGGAGCUGGCUGUAUCCUCGAGCUCCAGUGACUUUUGUGUGGCACCAGACAUAUACGUCGCGGAAGUGGCCGAACGCUACGGAGUCAUCAACAAAGACAUCCUGCAGUAUUACCUCCGGUGCAACGUGGGCCAAACCAACCCCUUCCAACAGAAGCUGUCUGGAAGCCACAAGGCUCUGGUGGAGAUGCAGGACGACGUGAUGGAGCUCCUGCGUUCUGCAGUGCGAGAAUACCCCCAAACCAAAAGUAAUCUGGAGCAGAUUCAGGGGGUUUUGAACACCACUGAAAUCGGCCUGCAUCAGCUGACUGCCCUGGUGGAUUGCCGCAGUCUGCACAUGGAUUACGUACAGGCUGUGACGGGGCUGUGCUAUGACGGUCUGGAAGGGCUGAUCUACCUGGUGCUCUUUUCCUUCGUCACAGCUCUCAUGUUCAGCUCCAUCAUCUGCAGCGUGCCUCACACAUGGCAGGGUAGGAGGCCCAGUGAAGACAAUGAGGAAGACUCUGCUGCUUCUGGAGGAAGACAAAACCAUGAUAACCUGUACCGGGUUCACAUGCCUAGCCUUUACAGCUGUGGCAGCAGCUAUGGCAGCGAGACCAGCAUCCCUGCAGCAGCACACACCGUCAGCAACGCCCCUGUUACCGAGUACAUGACACAGAAUGCAAACUUCCAAAAUCCUCGCUGUGAGAACACUCCUCUUAUUGGGAGAGAGUCGCCUCCCCCUUCUUACACUUCCAGCAUGAGGGCCAAGUACCUGGCUAACGCCCGGCCCGAUCCCAACAGCAGCACUGCAGCACACUAGAGAACUCCCAGGAACAUCCCUACUCUCUGUCUCUCUCUCUCUCACACACACACACACACACACACACACUCGCUCUCUCUCACAAAUGUGCCCUUGUUCCUGUGACACAAACAGACUCCCAGGCCCACCCAUCCUACUUCAGACAAGAAGGACAUCAACACAUUCACCAUUGAAGAGGCCCCUUGUUUACACGAUUGGCCACAGUUCCAAAUAGUGGCAUACUCCUGACAAGUGUGUGUGUUUGUGUGCGUGUGUGCGUGUAUGUUUUACAGGUCUGUGUGUGUGUGUACAUGUUUGUUCGUACAUGCUGCCGUUGCUUUCUUGUGGUGCUUUUGCCAGAAGAGCCUAAAGCCCCAGAAGUACAAAGCCAGUCGGGGUAACUGGCCUCAAAUCACAUUCCUGCAUGACUUCUAUAAUGUGACCUCGUGUGUGUGUGUAUAUAGGAUUAUUUGACAGGUUAAGACUCUCUACGCUUUCAACACAAAAACAGUAACAUCCACUCUGAUUAGCUGGAUCAGUAACGCGAUUUAAUCUCCACACCAGGUACCUACAUGUAUCACGUCACAAAAGAAGAGCGCAACUUCUGCAAUAGGAAUGAAUGCUGAUUAGACUGGUUUAAACAAAGUGUAUUUUUAAAAUUCACUGAUUCAGUGGUGCUAGCUAAUCUAAUGAAAUCUGAAAAGAAUACUGCCAUUAUGUAUAUGGAAAGGAAACAAGUAGCAAUAGUGAGGCUUGGGGGGUGAUGAAUGGCUUGGGGGGGUUAGCUGUAGUUUAAUAUUUCAGUCUCAGCUCUCUUGUAGGUGGAGUAGUGUUAAUUAAAGCCAUGGCCAGCUUUAGAAAGCCCUGUAUAAGCGUGUCUUUCCUUUUUUUCACCAUGCGUGUAAAUAACCACUCAGAGGUCCCCAGUGCGAUCGAAACGAGACUUGCGCACAAUAUAAAACAGCAGCAUUGCUGAGUAAGAGCUGCUCAGGUUCUCUUCUGCAGAGAUUGCCACACAUGCACACACAAUGGUAUAUGAGGGUUUGGGCACUUGAGCCCAUUCACCUCAGUUCUCUUUGUAUUAUCAUACCCACUAGACAGCAGGCCUGGGAUAACACUGCUGACUUCAGCAAGAUACUGCAUUUUUUUCUAAUGUCUGUGGGGUCUCUGGGAACCGCAGAUCUAUUAUUUUGGUCUUACAUGUCUCUGCCAUGGAAAUGACAGGUUUCCGGUUAUCUAUGACAUACGUGUUGCAUGCUUGCAGCUGUUUUUCCUCCACAGGAGGAUUUAUCAUUGUGUACUUGAGAACGUCUCUGUACUGUACAUGAAAAUGAACUAUGAACUGGACGUAUUGCUGAGCAAGCUUGGACCCAAACAUGGCUGAUCAGGUUUAGUUUUUUUUUUUUUGUUGGGUUUUUUUUUCAUCUUUCGAAGCAGAAUGGGCUCACAGAGGAGAAAGGACAGCUGACUCAGCCAAUCAGAUCGCCUGAAAUGUCCAGGGCUGCUUCAUUUAAGGUCCACACUGACUCCUCUGCUCCGACUCGGCAAUGUUAGAACCACUAAGUUACCACAGACUCCAACAACAACUGCAGCACAUCUGGUCCAAGGAGAAAGUGCUGUAUGGAAACUUGCAUCUCCCCAGAUGAUCACACAUAGACACACACACACACCCACACACAGAUGAUGCAUGAUCCACCAUCUCGCACAGAUUUGAACAUGGAUGAUCUCCUGCAGAGGGUAGCGAGAUGGUCUUCAGUGUCCUGAUUUCUCGCACAGCUCCUCUCUUUCUCUGUCCUUCUUCUGAACUGCACCCUGCUAUGCAAUGUCAUGCGCAGUGGUGCGAGCCAAACUAAAACCACUUCAACAUUCCCAGCUCAGGCUGGGGCUGAAAAAAGUUCCAUUUCCCAAAAUGCUACAGGGACCAAACUGUUCCAUGUACCGUCACUUUCCUGGGAUAGAGGCGUGCAUGCUGUGUAAGGACCAGUUUAAAACUGAUCAUGCAUAACAAAAUUGAAGCUCCUGCUGGACUAGAAGGAACAUAGUAAUUGAAAAAGGAGCAAAAGGGAUUGUGAAAGACUUGGGGAAAGGAACCUGGGUUAUUUGUGUCUUUUAGCUCAUAGCUGAACAUUUCUAGCUUUCUGGACUGUAAGCAUUUGUUCAUUCACUUCUCUGAGGCAUGGUGACCCUUUCGAUGUGGAGUGUGAAGUGUUCUCAUGUGCUACUGAUGCUUAUUUUUUUGGGUUCCUUGAAUUAUGCUAUUAUUGCAAUCAAUAAUGAGACAAGGUUCCUUGACUGUGCCAACAACCAAACCAUGAUUUUUAAUCUUUCUCAUACCUUUUAAAUGUUUCACAUGUUUAAAUGGGCCUUUUUGUACAUUCACAGCUCAGCCUAGCCUGAGCAACUAAGAGAGUCACCUGUGAAAAUGAGCCUGACGUUUUAAGAAUCGUCUUUUUUUUCUAUGUGAAUGACCAUUUGUUAGUGAUGCAAUAUAUUUUAUUCUUUUUACAUCAUACUCUGUUAAUUUCAGAAUGCUAGAACAGUGUAUAUAUAUAUACUAUAUAUAUAAUUACAAUGCAAAAUGAAGAAAACCGCAAGACAAAUUUGCAAUACCAUAGUGCAAAAUGUCACACUUCAUCUCAUUUUUACUUUUUUUCUAGUCAUUGUGGCAUAUUUUUUUUAGAAUGAUUAGUAAGCACAAUUUAUUUUUUUUUUGUCUUAUGUGAAUAACUGAGUUUGGUAUUUCAUUGAAUUGUUUUGAUUAAAUUUCACUGUAGAUUUUUCUUUUUCUUUUUUCCCUUUUAAUUUUUGGCAUUUACUAAAAUAUUGUACAUGUUAAACCUGUGGUUUUAUUCAGCUUGAACUCAGUGUUUUCAGAUUAAAAUAACAUGAACUGACAGCAAA